Molecule: messenger RNA, 738 nt
Organism: Cyphellophora attinorum
Lineage: Eukaryota; Fungi; Ascomycota; Eurotiomycetes; Chaetothyriales; Cyphellophoraceae
Product: Translin-1
Exons: 1
Coding region: 1-738 (245 amino acids)
Biological process (GO): RNA metabolic process
Cellular component (GO): nucleus; cytoplasm
Molecular function (GO): single-stranded DNA binding; RNA binding; sequence-specific DNA binding
Source: RefSeq, a predicted model, not a curated record
AUGACCACUUCCACUCCGAACAUCGACCCCUCAAUCUUCACGACCCUCCAAACCAAGAUCGACGAAGAGUCCGCCAUUCGCGACUCCCUGCGCGCCAUAAUCGAUGACCUCUCGAAACAGUCCCGCGUAAUCACCUCUCACCUCUCUCGCAUCCACAACACGCCCACUCCACUUCUCCCAGACCAAAUCCUCUCUCCCUGCGCUGCCCUCCUUCAACAACAAUCCCUCACAGUGCAGGCCCUCGCGUCGACCGCCUCCGCCUAUCCAUUCUACAAAUACAACUCUCUCUGGAGCCACCAGAUUCAGUCAAUCCUGUCCACCCUGCAGCUCCACGAAUGGCUGUCCUCUACGCGGUUGCUCACUCUCGAAGACUUGGGAACGUUUCUCAACGUCCCCGUCAACGUCAAGCCCCCUGAGAAAGACACCUUCCACAUCACCAUCGAAGAAUACCUCCUCGCAUUGACGUCCACGAUCGAAGAGUUGGCCAGGCUGGCACCGAAUGCAGUCACAAUGGGCGACUACGCUCGUCCAUUACAGAUCAGUCGAUUCAUCAAGGACGUGCAUGCGGGGUUUCAGUUGCUGAAUCUGAAGAAUGACAAUUUGCGGAGGAGAAGUGAUGGGGUCAAGUACAGCGUCAAGAAGGUGGAAGAUGUGGUCUACGAUCUGAGCUUGAGAGGUUUAGUGCCUAAGGACGGGGACGAGGGUGGGGCGGCUGCUGGUGGCGCGGCAUCAGGAUGA